This is a messenger RNA of Lolium rigidum, 1581 nucleotides long. Its product is annotated as histone-lysine N-methyltransferase, H3 lysine-9 specific SUVH1-like. Bases 58 to 1581 code for a protein of 507 amino acids. Gene Ontology annotation, cellular component: nucleus. Lineage: Eukaryota; Viridiplantae; Streptophyta; Magnoliopsida; Poales; Poaceae. The transcript has a single exon. Gene Ontology annotation, molecular function: protein binding; histone methyltransferase activity; zinc ion binding. The record is from RefSeq and is a predicted model, not a curated record.
CUCUGCGUUUGGCAGCCCCCCUUAUCAGAUAAUCCAAGGGAGUCCGUGGAACAAAUCAUGAUCAUGUUCGAUUCUCUCCGGCGCCGUACAAUGCAGUUGGAUGAGAAGGAAGAUUCUAACAAACGUGCUGACUUGAAGGCUGGUGGUCUCAUGAUGCAGAAUAACAUGAGAAUCAAUAAUGUCAAGAUGGUAGGACAUGUACCUGGUGUUGAAGUUGGCGAUAUUUUCUUUUUCAGGAUUGAAAUGUGCAUUGUUGGUUUACAUGCACCAGCCAUGGGCGGCAUCGAUUACAUGCCUGUUAAUAGUGUCGGAAAAGAUGAGAGUCUGGCUGUUUGCAUCAUUUCGUCUGGUGGCUACGAUAAUGAAGAAGAUGAUACAGACAUUUUGGUAUACACAGGACAGGGAGGCAACAGCCGGAAGAAAGAGAAGCAUGACCAGAAGCUUGAAAGAGGUAACCUUGCUCUCAUGAACAGCAAGAACAAGAAUACUCAGAUAAGGGUCGUGCGCAGCACACAUGACCCCUUCCGUCACUCAGAAAAGAUUUAUAUAUACGAUGGGCUUUAUCGCAUCAAAGAAUCCUGGAUGGAAAAGGCAAAGAGUGGUUUUAAUGUUUUUAAGUACAAGCUGAGAAGGGAGCCAGGGCAACCUGAUGGAAUAUCAGUUUGGAAGAUGGCUCAGAAAUGGAAAGAAAAUCCCGCCACAAGAAAAAACAUUAUACAGAUGGAUUUAUCAUCAAAUGUUGAGAACAUUCCCGUGUGCGUAGUUAAUGAUGUCGGCAAUGUGGAAGGACCAGUCCACUUCAAUUAUGUUACUGGGGUGAAGUACUUAAGACCACUUAGUAGGGAAAAGCAAUUACAAAAUUGCAAGUGUCACCGUGUGUGCUUGCCUGGUGACCCUGAUUGUUCAUGCGCACAACAGAAUGGCGGCGAUCUUCCAUACACAUUAUCAGGACUGCUUGUGAAGCCCACUCCAAUACUUUACGAGUGCUCUUCUAGGUGUAAGUGUUCUGAAAACUGUCGAAACAGGGUCACACAGAAGGGCAUCGAACUGAACUUUGAGAUUUUCUGGACUGGGGACCGUGGAUGGGGUCUCCGUACUUGGGAUCCUGUCCAUGCUGGUGCAUUCAUCUGUGAGUAUGCUGGUGAAGUCAUCGACGAAACCAAGGUGAACAUCGAUGUUAAGGAAGAUGAUUAUAUAUUUGAUACAUCAUGUACAAGUGAAAAGGUUUCGAGAUGGAAUCAAGGUACAGAAUUGCUAGAAGAAAUAAGUAGAGGUGCAACAACUGAGAACACUAAAGAUUUACCUAUCAUCAUAAGUGCAAAAGAUUCUGGCAAUGUGGCCCGAUUCUUGAACCAUAGUUGUUCUCCGAAUCUCCUUUGGCAGGCGGUACAGUAUGACCAUGGGGAUGAUAGGUACCCGCACAUAAUGUUCUUUGCGAUAAAACAUAUUCCUCCGAUGACUGAACUGACCUAUGAUUAUGGUACAAGAGGGGCUCCUCCUGGCUUUGAGGGCAUAUUUCCUAAAGCUUGCAAGCUCAAGCAAUGCCUCUGCGGUUCUAUAAAUUGCCGAGGCUAUUUCUGA